Molecule: messenger RNA, 1280 nt
Organism: Cloeon dipterum
Lineage: Eukaryota; Metazoa; Arthropoda; Insecta; Ephemeroptera; Baetidae
Product: poly [ADP-ribose] polymerase tankyrase-like
Exons: 4
Coding region: 69-746 (225 amino acids)
Molecular function (GO): NAD+ poly-ADP-ribosyltransferase activity
Source: RefSeq, a predicted model, not a curated record
CUCAGACUCAGAGAGCUUGCACCCCUUGACGCAAAAGGACCGUCACCAAACAUCGCAGGAAAGCAAUAAUGGCGGGAUUUUAUACGCUCCAUCCUUCUCAUCCUGAUGCCAUUUACGUUUCUCGACAAAUAUUGGAAACCACGCAGGCACAAACUAAGCACAUCAACAUCAUAAGUGUGCGAUUGAUCAACAACCCCACCUUGCGGUACCGUUACGAAUGCAAAAAAAUGGCAAUCCAGAAGAUGGUCGGCCCCUCCAGGGAGAUGCUGUUGUGCCACGGCUCACCCUUCUGUUACGAUAUCGCAAACGAGGGAUUUAACAUCGCAUACUCCAGCCCGGGAUGCCUUUUUGGCAGAGGAAUCUACCUCACACCUCACUUCUCCAAAGCUAACUACUAUGCAUUCAGUACGCAGAGGGGCUGUUAUUCGCACAAUAACAAAGCGUGCCUGUCCUGCGUGCGCACCGCUCUCUUUUGUUAUUGCAUUUUGGGCCACGAAUUGCACCCAGUCGAGCCCACUUAUUGUGAUACCAAACCAGAGUCUGGAUACAACAGCAUCGUGGCCGAUCCCUAUUCCAAUCCCAGCAUCCAGCGCUUCCUGCAGGACCCUGUGUAUUGCAUCCUCAAUGCUGAUCAGGUGCUGCCGUUCAUUAUUGUGGAAUACAGAAUUCGCAGUUUCUACGAAGCAAUGAUCCCCCGUCCUAUACCUAGCAGGCAUUUUGAAAAUUAUAGGCCGGGAUAUUACUAGCCCCAUUCCUUGCGCAAUGCACGGUCAUAUGAAGGUUCCACCAGGUUGCUAUUUUUAUAGCCUCGUGGCUCAAUUUUUAAAAACCCGGCGUACAAAAAAGUAUGGCCAUGAAAAAUAUUUUUAAAACUAAUUUGGGAAAUGGACUUUUUCAAUAUGUUUUAACACUUGAUCAAGGCAACAUUCCACAAACUUACGCGGUCCGGUAAAAUUUUAAAAAUUAAGUUUGUGAUAUUAAUGCGUAGCUCUCUGCUUACUCAGUGGGUAGCGAGCUGUUAAUUAUUCCGUAUUUUUACUGAAAUGUCCUGCUCAGGUAUUUUGGACUGCUAGGGAGCUAGGUGCAGCUCAAGUACUUAAAUACCAUGCCUUAUUAACUAAAAGGAAGGCAAAUCAAAGUGAUUUAUUGUGUAAUUAGUGCACGUUAAUAAAUUUCUAGUGAAAUAUUAAAUUUGUGGCACACAUUAUGAUCACAACCUCUGUAAUUUUGGAUUGUUAUUUGUCUGUUGUUAUAUUCCAAACACAGAUAAAUAAAAUGUU